Molecule: messenger RNA, 336 nt
Organism: Mixia osmundae IAM 14324
Lineage: Eukaryota; Fungi; Basidiomycota; Mixiomycetes; Mixiales; Mixiaceae
Exons: 3
Cellular component (GO): cytosolic small ribosomal subunit
Molecular function (GO): structural constituent of ribosome
Source: RefSeq, a predicted model, not a curated record
CAGGCUAAAGCAGCAGGUGCCCAGAAUGCGGGCAAGGCAGCCAAGAAGAAGAAGUGGUCAAAGGGCAAGGUCAAGGACAAGGCAAACAACGCUGUCGUCCUCGACAAACCCACCUAUGACAAAAUUCUCAAAGAAGUUCCUACCUUCAAGAUGAUCUCCCAACUGAUCGUGGUAUGGUCAGUCUGUCUUGAUCGACCGAAUGAAGAUCAACGGGUCCCUAGCACGACUAGCCAUUCAACACUUGGCCAAGGAGGGUGCCAUCAAACCCAUCGUUCACCACCAUGGUCAACUGAUUUACAGUCAGCUCGGGCCUUUCAGCAAGUAUACACGUGCUGA